Messenger RNA from Penicillium subrubescens, 708 nucleotides. RefSeq lists its product as uncharacterized. Lineage: Eukaryota; Fungi; Ascomycota; Eurotiomycetes; Eurotiales; Aspergillaceae. The transcript has a single exon. The coding region runs from base 1 to 708 and encodes 235 amino acids. The record is from RefSeq and is a predicted model, not a curated record.
AUGACUUCCAACAUCCCCGAAAUUCUUCUCCUCUGUAUGGAAUCCGAGUUCAUCACGGCAUUCGAUGAAGCUAUCCAAACACAUUGGCCCGACUUUACCCCGGACAAAGUCAAGAUCACCAAAUUCAACACGCGCCUGAACAGUCUCCCUCCAUCAGUCAAAUUUGAUCUAGUAGUCUCGCCAGCCAACUCCUACGGUCGUCUAGAUGGCGCAUUUGACCAUGCUAUCUCGUUGGCAUUCAGCCCCCGGAAGGACUACCACGCGCUGACUCGUGCGGCUCAAUCUGUGCUGUACGACAAAUGGCGGGGCUACGCGCCGCCGGGGUCAUGCACUCUUGUGGAGUUCCCCGAGGAUCUCAAACAAAACGUUCGCGACUGCGGCUGGGUUGCUAUCUGUCCAACCAUGAGGGAGCCAGAGAAUGUGAACUGGGAUCGUGAAGUGGUAUACGAGUGUGUCUGGAGCUUGUUGUGCCAGCUUGAAGGUCACAAUCGUCGUAAUGUGGACAAUAGGAUCGAUACUAUUCUUAUGACACCGCUGGCUACUGGCAUUGGGAAGGUUAGCAAGGAGCGCUGGGCGGCGCAGGCGGUGCUGGCAUUGAAGCAUUUCGUCGAUUCACUUGAGAAGCCUGAAGAAUGGAGCUCUUUGCAGUGGGAUACUAUUGAGAAGAUUGACGACGAGGUGCGUCAGACUUGGAUGCCGAAGGAAUAG